CUCGGGCCGGGUGCGCGCGCGCCCAGCGGCCUCUUUGUGUGGUGCCCGGAACGGGGAGAGGAGGAAGCGGUGACGGUGGUUGCUGGGGCCUGGGCCGUCUCCCACCUUCCCUUCGGCGCCUUCCUGCAGACCGGUUCCGCGACCCUCUUCCCCUUCCCCCCCUCCCCUCGUACUACUAGGGGGACGGGCGGCGGCGGCGGCGGCGGCGGCGGCAGCCGGCCUGGGCAGGAGGAGCGAGAGCGGUGGCGGCGAAGCUGCGGCGCUUGCUGGGCGUGGGGAAGGCCGGGGCCGCGGAGAUGGAGAACUCGCAGCUGUGUAAACUGUUCAUCGGCGGCCUGAAUGUGCAGACGAGCGAGUCGGGCCUGCGCGGCCACUUCGAGGCCUUCGGGACGCUGACGGACUGCGUGGUGGUGGUCAACCCCCAGACCAAGCGCUCCCGCUGCUUCGGCUUCGUGACCUACUCCAACGUGGAGGAGGCCGACGCCGCCAUGGCCGCCUCGCCGCACGCCGUGGACGGCAACACGGUGGAGCUGAAGCGGGCCGUGUCGCGCGAGGAUUCGGCCCGGCCCGGCGCCCACGCCAAGGUGAAGAAGCUGUUCGUCGGCGGGCUGAAGGGCGACGUGGCCGAGGACGACCUGGUGGAGCACUUCUCGCAGUUCGGCCCCGUGGAGAAGGCCGAGAUCAUCGCCGACAAGCAGUCGGGCAAGAAGCGAGGCUUCGGCUUCGUCUAUUUCCAGAGCCACGACGCGGCGGAUAAGGCGGCCGUGGUCAAGUUCCACCCGAUCCACGGCCACCGCGUAGAGGUGAAGAAGGCUGUGCCCAAGGAGGACAUCCACCCGGGCGGCGGCGGCGGCGGCGGCCCCAGGCCUGGCCGGGGGGGCCGGGGCGGCCGGGGCCGCGGCGGCGGCGGCGGCGGCCGCGACCAGAACGGCCUGUCCAAGGGCGGUGGCGGCUACAACAGCUACGGCGGCUAUAGCGGUGGCGGCGGCGGUGGUUACAACGCCUAUGGCGGCGGCGGCGGCGGCGGCGGCGGCUCCUCGUACGGCGGAGGCGACUACGGCAACGGGUUCGGUGGCUUCGGCAGCUACAGCCAGCACCAGUCCUCGUACGGGCCCAUGAAGAGCGGCGGCGGCGGCGGCGGCAGUUGGGGCGGCCGCAGUAACAGUGGACCUUACCGGGGUGGCUACGGCGGCGGCGGCGGCGGGGGCGGCGGCGGCUAUGGGGGCAGCUCCUUCUGAGAGGGGAGGCGAGGGGGCCCCGUGGGGCGCCGGAGGAGCUGUCCCUCCCGAAGAGCCCAAGCCGGGGUCGACUGCCCUUCUCGCUCGCCCACCCUCGCGGGGCCCAGCUCGUCUGCGGUUGCCCCCGGGGAAAGGGGGUUGCCCGUUCGCCUGCCACCUUCUCCCCCGACCCCCCGCUGAAGAUGGACUCGGCCCCACAUACACAUUUUGUGUUACAGUCAUUGAUGGACUCUAUUUUUUUAUUAUUACUUGGACUUUGGUCGUUUUUUAUACUAGCAAAAUGUCUUGUUUUAAUUUGUGUUUGGUUUUGGGGAGGGCGAGGGAGGGGCGUCUUGCUGAUUCUGUAGCAAAACCUGGCGGGGGGGCGGCGGGAGGGAGGGACUUUGUUGUAAGGACUUGAUACCUGGCUACUGCAUUUUCUAUGAAAUCUCGGAUCCCAUGACAAAUCUGGAAAGUUGUAAAAGCAAAUCAAUUUUUACGUUUUAUUUUUAAUAAAUCAGUGUGUUUGACCGUAAAUGUCUAACACUUUUUUUCCUAGGAUCCAUUCCGAACGUUUAAGGGAUUUUAGUUUGGAGGGGUGUUUUUUUUUCGUGGGCGUGUGUGCGUUAAUUCUUUACCCUUUUGAGGUGUACGUGGAGAAGCUUUCGAAGGUCCUGACUGUCUUCUGUGCUGCCCUGCUAAUUAGUGACUUCACUGGAUUUCACCCCGUACUGACAAAACUUUUUCAAGUGUGUUUAAGAGAAUUGAUUCAAACUUUUCAGUUGCCAUCCACUAUCUUGUAAGAGAUGGGUUGCUUGCCACCCCGGUGGUUGUUAUUUUUUUUCUAGAAGAAUUUUUGUCAGCGUAUGUACCGUGUAGUUUUGACGAGAUCGUUUGUUAAGCAUGUGUUCAUUCAUAUAAACUGUUAAGAUUUUCAGAUGGCCUCGUUUCAGUCCUCAUGUUGGUUGGUCUGCAGUGAAUCGUUAUAGGUGAGGGUGAAUUACCCUUAACCUAAACGCAUAACUUGCAUUUUCAGAGGAGCAGGUAGAAAUUUUUUUUCCUCCACUUAUUUGAACGAUUGUCCUCGUGAAACCCUCUUCUUCCUCUCCCCAUCUCCUCGGAGACCUUAGUAGCACCAUCUACUGGCAGAACGUCGGUGUGUGGUAAAGGGUUACUGGUUUGAGUAAAUUGCACUAGAUUUGGAAAUUGGUCAUCAAAAUGACGUGCGGACCCAAAAGAGUGACAAAGCAACGUGUAACUAAAGAUGGACUUCACGGGGGGUACGGGUCCCGUUACCCCUAUUACAGCUGCCUGGACUCCAUCUAAACUGAAAAUGUAAAAACUGCUGUGCAUAGCUUGGGCUCUGGCCCCGAACUGCUAAAAUUGUGAGCCGGCUAAGUGUGCCAGUAAUUCAGGUGCCAGUUGUAAAGCAAAAUAUCUGUGUACUCUGCUUGACUAACAAAUGUAUAUUUGUAGCCCUUUCACGCAAUAGAAUUCAAGUUGUUUAUUAAAAAAGCAUAAUAUGGGGAAAUACAUGGAUAGAAAUAGAGAAUAGCAACGUUUAUGGAUAUUGCAAAUAAAGAAUUCGAUUCU
Molecule: messenger RNA, 2810 nt
Organism: Tachyglossus aculeatus (Australian echidna)
Lineage: Eukaryota; Metazoa; Chordata; Mammalia; Monotremata; Tachyglossidae
Gene: HNRNPA0
Product: heterogeneous nuclear ribonucleoprotein A0
Exons: 1
Coding region: 297-1238 (313 amino acids)
Molecular function (GO): RNA binding
Source: RefSeq, a predicted model, not a curated record